CGGCCCCCCCCGCCCCGCCGCACCCACCCCCAUGCCGACGCCCCCGCACCCACACCCACACCCACACCCACACCCACACCCACACACCCACACCCACACCCACACCCACCCACACCCAACCAUUAAAUGUACCUUCAUGGGUUGAUCUUGCUUUAGUAUGGCCUAGUUAUUCAUUGUCAAUGUUACGUCCACUAGUUUAUAUUAAAUAUAAUCGAGAAUUUCGAACAUCAUUUCAUGAAAUAAUUUGUUGUCGUUGUAAAGGUUUAAAUGAAAAAAUUCAACAACAAGAAUAUGUAAAAAAUUUAUAUAAACAAAAUCAAUUACAACCAACAACAUUACCUUAUAUAACAUCAUCUACAAGAAAUAGUGACAAUCUUGAAGCAACUAUAUGA
Rotaria sp. Silwood2 is the source of this 392-nucleotide messenger RNA. Lineage: Eukaryota; Metazoa; Rotifera; Eurotatoria; Philodinida; Philodinidae. The record is from the annotation of a GenBank genome assembly.